AAAAUUGUGAAUAAUUCUGAUUGUGAUGAACUUCCUAUGCUUUCCCUUCUGCAGAGGUCAGGUGUCGAGAUGUAAAGAAAUGUUGAACGGCAGCUCCGUCUCUCCACCCUUCAUCAAAACCAGCAACUCAAACUGGAUCACUUCAGAUAAUCUGGAGGAUUCCCGAAAACAUGCGGGUUUGCCAUCGCUUCCCUGUCCAAACCCAGAGCCUCCGCUUCAUCCUAAACCACACGCAGACUUCGGCUCAACCACUCUCAAGUGGAAGGAAAACUCCUCUGAUUCCCCUCCGCUUCCUCCCAAACCACAAGCAGACCCCGGCUCCUUCACUGGAAAACCCUCUAUGUGGCUGGAAAACUCGUCUGAUUCCCGGAUGAUCCCGUCGGACAGCAGCUCCAGAUCUGGUUCUUCUGAUCAGGAUGCUGAAGAGCGGAUCUCCAGAGCGGCUUCUGGAUCUCCGGUGAUUCCAACGACGUAUUUCUCGGUUGAUGCCUGCAUGACGGACACGUACCGCGCUAAAUAUCACAAGAGGAGAGCACCGCUGUACAUGACUGCUGACUCUAGAGAGCAAACCUCAUCUGGAGAGAGCGACUAUGGGGAACAAGUGUCUCCCGCUCCUGCAGAAACACACAGCAGAGCAGCAGUUCAGGCGUCCAGUAAAAGCGCUGCAAAGUGGAACCCGGUGUCAGUGAAAGGACUGGAUGAACACGGCUUCCUCUGAUCACACAUCUACAUUCACUGAGAGAGAGAGAGAGUGUGUGUGUGUGUACUAUGUUUGGUGGAUUAUGAGGACAUAAAUGUUCAAAAGUGUAAUCCAACGCUGUUAAUAAUCAUAAUCAAUGGGCUCUUUUCACGUUCAGCACAUCAGAUCGGGGUACAGAGGUCUAAUAAGCAUUGUGUAUAGUGUAACACAUUAAGAAUAUGAAGAGUCCUCAUAAACCACCAAAUCACAUGUACGAGCUUGCGCAUGUGUGUGCGCAUUUGUAAGCGUUUGCAAGGGAGUGUGUUUGAGUGUGCAUGUGAGAGUACAUUGGUGUGUAUGUGUGCAAGUAUGUGUGUGUGUGUAUGUGUGAGUAUGCAUGUGCCUAUGCUUGUAUGCGUACGUGUGAAAGCUCAUGUGUGUAAAUGUGUGUCUGUGAGCAUGUAUGUGCGCGCUUGCAUGUGCGAGCAAGUGUGUUUGAGCGAGCGAGUGUGUGUGUGUGUGUGUGUGUGUGUGUGUGUGUGUGUGUGUGUGUGUGUGUGUGCUUGCGUGUGUGCAUGUGCGUUCAUGUGAGAGCGGGUGUGAGCCCAUGUGCGAGUGUGCAUGUGUCCAAGCAUGCGUGUGUGUGUGUACCUCUGUGUGUUUGCAUGCAUGUAUGCGUGUGUGUGCUUGUAUGCAUGUGUGAGCGUGUGCAAGCGUGUAUGCGUGCGUGCGUGCGUGCGUGUGUGUGUGUGUGCAUGUGCUUGCAUGUGUGCGUGUGUGUGUGAGAGCUUGUGCGCGUGUGUGUGUGUGUGUGUGUGUGUAUAUAAGUGUGUGUGUGUAAGUGUGUAUGUGCCUGUGUGUGUGCGCGCACAUGUGCGUGUAAGAGAGCAAGUGUAUUUGAGCAGGCAUGCGAGCACACAGGUGUAUAUGCAUGCACGUACAGUGUAUGUGUAUCCCUGUGUGUGCGUGCUCACAUGUGCUUGCAUGUGUGUGAGUGUGCGCUAGUGUGUGUAAGUGUGAGAGCGUGCAUGUGUACCUGCGUGUAUGUAAGCAUGUGUGUGUACCUGCAUUUGCAUGUGUGCGAGUGUAAUUUGAGCGUGUGUGUGUGUGAGUGUGCGCGUGUAUGCAUGCACAUAUUUGUGUGUGUGUGUGUGUGUGUGUGUGUGUGUGUGUGUGUGUGUGUGUGUGUGUGU
Molecule: messenger RNA, 1872 nt
Organism: Danio rerio (zebrafish)
Lineage: Eukaryota; Metazoa; Chordata; Actinopteri; Cypriniformes; Danionidae
Source: RefSeq, a predicted model, not a curated record